Molecule: messenger RNA, 588 nt
Organism: Desarmillaria tabescens
Lineage: Eukaryota; Fungi; Basidiomycota; Agaricomycetes; Agaricales; Physalacriaceae
Product: P-loop containing nucleoside triphosphate hydrolase protein
Exons: 3
Coding region: 1-588 (195 amino acids)
Biological process (GO): double-strand break repair via homologous recombination
Cellular component (GO): chromosome; cytoplasm
Molecular function (GO): 3'-5' DNA helicase activity; four-way junction helicase activity
Source: RefSeq, a predicted model, not a curated record
AUGCUGAGCUUCAUAAACUACAAUCUCUACUUUCUGGCAUGCCAGGUACUGGCUGCAUCUGCUAUGUUAACUCCAUGCACACUCAGAGAUGUAUGCUCAGAGCUGUACAUUUAUGCUGACAACUCUUUCUUCCUUAAUCUUGGCAAUGACAGGCCUAAUAUCUCCACAUCCGUCCAUCGUAUGAAAAAUGCAUCCGAUUUUGAUGCCUUGAAGCCACAUUUGAAUCUGAAUGUGACAGUCAAUGAGGAUCCAAAGACGAUCAUUUUUAUGAAUACUGUGAAAUUGGUACAGCAUAGUUGUCGCUAUAUUAAAGGCCUUGUGCGCAAAUGUAUUGAUUAUAUUUAUGCCCAUCGCUCCUCUAAGGAUAAGAGAAAGGUCAUGUGGAGAUUUCAUGCUGGAAAGAUCCAGAUUUUGAUUGCCACUGAGGCAGCAGGAAUAGGUGCUGAUAUCCCUGACAUCGAGGUGGCCAUCCAGUUUGGCAUACCUUCAUCAUUAUCUAUCUUCAAGCAGCACAUAGGUUGGGCUGGCUGUUGGUCUGACAUUCAAGCAUGGGCUAUCCUAUUAGUAGAGCAGAAGAUGUUCGAGUGA